AUGGCAGCAAACCCUGUGUGGAUGUUUUUCGUGACAAUGUCUGGUCAUACCCAACCCGAAGGACCACACCAACUUGAUUCAAAACGUGCUGUGAAUUCAUGCCGAAAGAAUGUGCCUGGUACAUCGUUCGUCUCAGAUUUGAGAGAUCACAUCCACGAGUUCAUCAACGCCUCUGCAGAUGAACACCGGACAUGCUUCACAAAGACUAUCAAGAGGAUGUUCGAGAUGUCAAAGAUUGUCACUGAGAGAUCCUCUGAAGCUGAGGAAGCUGGAUCUGAAAGUGUCUUGCCACUUCAGACCACAGUGUCGCGGUAG
This is a messenger RNA of Miscanthus lutarioriparius, 315 nucleotides long. NCBI's taxonomy places the organism in Eukaryota, Viridiplantae, Streptophyta, Magnoliopsida, Poales, Poaceae. The record is from the annotation of a GenBank genome assembly.